AUGGUCAACAUCACCGAAAAGAUCAAGGAGUAAGCACCUCGGUAAGAUGCAAGUUUAGGCAAUCUCUAAUCGCUCGCGCAGGAUCGAGGAUGAAAUGAGGAGGACGCAGAGUAAAUGAUGCCCUCGUACUGGAUAUAUACUCGUGCUAACAAGUCGAAGAGAACAAGGCCACCGGUAUGUUGCUCACCGAGAUCGGGAACGAAACUUGCUAAGGUUCAUCAGAGUACCAUCUCGGUCUUCUCAAGGGGUACGUGGAUAGCGAGGCACAAUUCGUAUCGGACAACCUUUGCUGAUAGCCGCUAGCAAACUCGCUCGGCUACGUGCACAGUUGCUGGAGCCUGGCCCUGGAGCUGGAGGAGCCGCAGGUACUGGCUUCGAUGUCUCGAAAUCUGGCGAUGCCCGGAUAGCCCUCGUUGGCUUCCCGUCUGUGGGAAAAUCCACCUUCCUAUCGAAGAUCACCAAGACGAAGUCGGAAGUGGCAGCUUAUUCGUUCACAACGCUCACAGCUAUUCCCGGAGUCCUAGAGUAUGGCGGUGCGGAAAUUCAGAUUCUGGAUCUUCCUGGUAUCAUCGAAGGUGCAGCAGAAGGUAAAGGUCGAGGGAGGCAGGUCAUUUCUGCCGCAAAGGUGAGUUAAUUGAAAGAUUGGUUGGACUCUGCCGCUGAUGGCCCAUCAGACGAGCGACAUGAUCCUCAUGGUCCUCGACGCCACCAAGCGAGCGGAGCAGCGAGCGCUUCUGGAGGCAGAACUGGAGGCAGUGGGGAUUCGCCUGAACCAAGAUCCUCCCAAUAUCUACCUGAAGCAGAAGAAGGCUGGCGGAAUGAAAAUCACCUUUCAGACGCCGCCGAAGAAUCUGGAUGAGAAGAUGCUCUACAACAUCCUUCGAGACUAUCGUAUACUCAAUUGCGAAGUCUUGAUAAGAGAUGAAAAUGGUAAGUCUCCGGGAAGCCAUACAUCAUUACCCGCCGCUUGGCACUGUACUAACAGAACCAGCUACUGUCGAUCAAUUCAUCGACGUAAUCAUGAAAGAUCACAGAACAUACAUCAAAUGCCUCUACGUCUACAACAAGGUGGAUAGCAUCGGCUUAGAGCAUCUUGACAAGCUCGCCAAGGAGCCCAACACAGCCGUCAUGAGCUGUGAACUUGACCUCGGCAUCCAAGAUGUAGUGGCUCGAUGCUGGGACGAGCUCCGCCUGAUCCGAAUCUACACUAAACGAAAGGGUGUAGAGCCCGACUUCAGUGAGGCGCUCAUCGUCCGCAACAACUCUACCAUCGAAGACGUGUGCGAUGCCGUUCACAGGACCCUCAAGGAGAGCUUCAAGUACGCCUUGGUUUGGGGAGCAAGCGCGCGGCAUAUACCGCAGCGCGUGGGACUUUCACAUCCCGUGUCUGAUGAAGACGUUGUGAGCAUAGUCGGCACAAAGAGUGGACUUGCGGCCAAAUAG
Lecanosticta acicola is the source of this 1443-nucleotide messenger RNA. The record is from the annotation of a GenBank genome assembly. Lineage: Eukaryota; Fungi; Ascomycota; Dothideomycetes; Mycosphaerellales; Mycosphaerellaceae.